Stylophora pistillata is the source of this 1721-nucleotide messenger RNA. RefSeq names its product gamma-aminobutyric acid type B receptor subunit 2-like. The record is from RefSeq and is a predicted model, not a curated record. Gene Ontology annotation, molecular function: G protein-coupled GABA receptor activity. Gene Ontology annotation, cellular component: G protein-coupled receptor heterodimeric complex; membrane. Lineage: Eukaryota; Metazoa; Cnidaria; Anthozoa; Scleractinia; Pocilloporidae. Gene Ontology annotation, biological process: G protein-coupled receptor signaling pathway; gamma-aminobutyric acid signaling pathway.
UGUAUGGACCAAAUUAUGCCUGGAUAGUAGACGGGAAUUUUGUUCCAAAAGUACUCUCUCGUCAUUAUUCAAGUCUUAGAGCUAACUUAACGUGCUCAAGAAACGACAUGAUGCAGGCCACAGAUGGUUACAUUUCAAUGAUCCGGUUAAAAACUCUUUCGAACAACACCAGAGCAAUUUCUGGAAUGAGUUCUAAAAGAUUCUGGAGUCAGAUUGGCAGCAUAUCGAAGGGGAAACAGUUUAAAAAGACCGCUGAAUAUGCGUUUGACUCGGCUUGGAUAAUAGCGUUAGCGCUUCAUGGAUGUUUGACCGAAGGAAUGAAGUUUCAAAAUCUUAGAGUCAGGAGUGCUGACGAAGUUAGUCUCAUCAUGAAGUGGAUCAAUAAAACAAACUUCUACGGAAUCACUGGUCUUGUCCGUUUUAAUAAAGAUAAAGAACGAGUAGGAAAACUUAUUUUCAAGCAAAAUAGGAAAGGAGAUAUGAUCAGAAUUGGUUGGAUUUCUACUUCGAAUUUGAUGCGCAUUAGAAUAUUUGAACCUGAGAGAGAAAAAAUAUGGAAAGACAUUAAACCUCCACAGGAUCACACAGACACAGAGCACAAAUUAAUGAUGAUUUCGCUUCCUCUUAUUAUCACUAUGUGUUUUUCUGCCGGUACUGGAGUUGCCCUCUCGCUGGGAUUUCUAUAUUUCAACAUAAAGAACAAAGAAAGCAGGAUUAUCAGAAUGUCUUCUCCGAACCUCAAUAACAUUACAGUUCUGGGAUGCAUCCUUUCUUACGUUUCGGUGAUUCUGUUUGGACUCGAUGCUCGGUUCGUGAACGUGGAGGGCUAUACCAAGAUUUGUAAUGUCCGCACUGUGGUUUUGUCCGUUGGAUAUUCGUUAUCUUUUGGUUCCACGUUCAGCAAAACCUGGCGGAUGUAUAAGAUAUUCACUGCUGGCAUGAGCUCCAAGAAAAUGGCCAUUAAGGAUCGUCAUUUGAUGAUCAUCGUUACAGGAUUAUUGAUAGUUGAUGUCAUUUUCCUGUCCUUUUGGAAUUCAUUUGACCCAUUUUAUACCAAAAUAUUAACAAUCCAAGACAAGAUCCGUAGGGAGCCCGACAUCAUCAAGAUUCCAGCACGGUAUCGGUGUACUUGUCAAUAUGAGACCUAUUUUCUUGGAGUAUUGUUUACCUACAAAGGCCUGCUUCUCUUAUUUGGUCUCUUCUUGGCCUGGCAGACACGCAACGUCACAAUUCCUGCUCUGAACGACUCCAAGUACAUCGGAAUGUCUGUCUAUAACGUGGUCGUUCUGUCCAUUAUUGGUGUAGUGGUAUCCCUUACAUUGGGUGGAGCCCCAAAGUAUGAGGCUCCUUAUGCCAUUCUGUCUCUGUGUCUGAUCCUCUGUACCACCUCGACACUGUUGCUGGUAUUUGUACCAAAAAUUUACCAUUUUUGCAAGAAGAACGAGUUAGCAACGCAUGUUAUCCGUGGCUAUGGCGACUUAGAUCUGAUGGAGGGACAGACCGGCUCGCAAUUUAAAACCAAAGCAACGCAGACGGACCGCGGUGUUCCAAAAAGUGAUGCCCAAGACGUGUCCUUGUCAGACGAAGCACCGAACGAAAUAAACAGCAAACGCGUAGAUGAAAAAAUGGUUGUGGUCUUGCAUCCCCAGACCUGUAGAGUGGCGAUGAAAAAAUGUAUCAAGUCCCGCUCAUCAAGCACAAGAUAAAGCAAAGACGUUACU